UCUACGUCAUAUAUCAACAAACAUUGACACAUCACAUAGCCAAACUAGAACAGAGAUCAGAAAAAUCUGACACAUUUAAUAAUAAAGACCAAAAUGGGGAAGUAAAAGGCCUACUGUUAUUGCCUUUAUAGCAUGAAUUUUUCGUUUGCAGGCUGUGGAUUUCUAGGGAUUUAUCAUGUGGGAGUAGCGAGUUGUCUGCGACAGCAUGCCCCUCAACUUGUGGAAAAUGGAAUUUUUGCUGGAGCUAGCGCUGGUGCUAUAGUUUCUUGUUGUUUGUUAUGUGGUUGUUGUUUAGGAGAAUGCACUAGUUUUAUUUUACGUUUAGCAACAAAGGCAAGAUCUAAAUCACUUGGACCUUUACAUCCAAGUUUUAAUAUUGUAAAGAUUUUACGAGAUGCUUUAAACGUAGUACUACCAGAAGAUGCACAUACUAUUGCCUCAGGGAAACUUUUUAUCUCACUUACAAGGGUUUCUGACCGAAAAGCUGUACUGGUGUCACAGUUUGAUUCUAAAGAAGAGCUAAUACAGGCUCUACUUUGCAGUGCUCAUAUACCUUUUUAUUCUGGUCUCCUGCCUCCAGUUUUCAAAGGAACACGAUAUGUAGAUGGUGGAUUAAGUGAUAACUUGCCAGUUCUAGAUGAGAACACUGUCACAGUCUCCCCAUUCGCUGGUGAAAGUGACAUCUGUCCCAGUGAUGAUGUCGCCAACUUCGCUCACAUCCAUCUUGCCAAUACCAGUGUACAGAUGUCUGGGAAGAAUUUAUACAGAAUCACACGAAUAUUGUUUCCAUGUAAGCCAGAAUUACUUAGUGACAUGUGUAAACAUGGAUUUGAUGAUUGUUUACGAUUUCUUCAAAGAAAUGAGUUGAUAACAUGUUCCCGACAUUUGACAGUGAAAUCGUCCAUUGUUUCGGUAGAAGAGAGUUCAUCUCUCAGUUUAGUCUCCAGACAGGAGAGUAGUGACUUGAAUGAAGAAGUUGAUGGUCUGUGUGAUGAAGAGAACUGUGAAGAAUGCAGAAUAAAACAGAAAGGAGCUCUGGUUGAUACAUUACCUCCUAUUGUUGUUGAAGCAUUCCAGGCAGCUAUAAGUACAAGUUUCCAGUCCUAUAUACAUCGAUCUAGAACAUUAAGGUGCCUGGGAGUUUUAGCAACACCAUGGGUUUUACCAUUUGAUAUUGUCUACAAUGGUGUGGUAAGGUUAUUGGAAUAUUUACCAUCUUUGCCACAAGAUAUGACUUACAUGUACAGAGAGAUUAUUGACUUGAUGACAGAAAUAUCAGCUAGACUGUCGAAUAAGAAGAGACGUUACACAGCAAGAUUUACUUGUCAGCUGGCUAUUACAGAAUUUAAUUUGAACAAAGAUGUCUCAAGACGUGCUUUGCCAUCAAGCAGUCCAUAUCAGCCCCAGCCAACUGCCCCAGUAGUUAGAAAUCUUAACAUAGGAUUUGCUGUUGACUUUGACACAAAAGUAAAAAACUCCCUUCAUACAUUACGUCACCUUGAAGGUCACAUGGAUCACAUGAAUAUUGAUAAGAUAUCUUUGGAAUCCAGUUCUCAUGGCCAAAAUGUAGUAGUAAGUACAGAUAUGUCUAGCAAGAAAGAAAGCACACUUCACAACCAGGAAAUUUUUGACACUUUUGAACAGUGCCUACUUAUAACAAACGAAAUGGAGUCUGUUAUGGCUUACUACUACAAAGAUGAAGAAGACACACAAUGCUACAAUUUUGAAGAAAUUUUUGACAUUGAUAAGAUGGACAUGAAUCUUCCUAGUCCUUCAAAGGAUAGCUAUAGUCCAGACCUUUCAUGGGACUCCUACAUGGAAAUGAAACCAGAAAUUGAACAGGAGACAGAAGAUUUCAUAAAUGAACUUCUAAAUAUACCGGAGACAAACCAUUAUCAGAAUGAAAAAAAUUUAGAAGGACAUUGUUGUAGACCACGAUCAAAUUCGUUAGUAUUAGGCUGCAGUGCUGGACGAUCACGAUCGAACUCUUUACAAUCGGGAUGCAGUGCUGGAGGAUCACUAUCCAACUCCAAGUCUAACCUAGUGCUAUAAUGUGAUAUAUUUGGUUCAAAGACUUUUAUAAUGAUAGUUUGUUGGCUGCACCAUUCUGAUAGGAAAUGCUCAUAUUGACAAUGCUACUGAUGAUAAUGAUGUAUCUUUGCAGUUAUUUUUAUAAAUACAGUAAUGAUAUUACAGAAAUUUAUAAAUGUGCUAAAACUUAAGUUACAAAGAAAAUAUGAUUUUGAUGUACUAUUCACUUCAAGUUUUGAUUCUCAACAGUGUUAUCAUAUGUAAUCAUAGUUUUGAACAAAUUAAAUAAUUAAUUCCCUAAAAAAGUUUAGAAAGUUGCUGAGUGGAAACUGAAAUGUAGUCAAAAAUAUAUCUGUCCUUUGUAAUAAUUGCUGACAAUAGAUUUAUUAGUUCUAAACACUGGAAGGAAAACCCAUAGUUUGUUUUUUUUAUUAUUUUCUAUAUUUAAUUUUUUAAAGUUAUUAAGCAUGGGUUGAGGAGCUUAGUUUCUAAAGGCUGUAUUACUUAUCUGCUUAUUGGGAUUUGUUUUCUUCACCAUGUUCAUAAAUGUUUUUUUAACAGCUGUUUAGUUCAUCAAGUAUACAUACAUUGAAGUUGUCAAGUAUGAGGUUUUCAUCAGGCAAAUAAAAAUUGAAAGCAAUUUUGUGGAGAAUAAUCUGAGAAGGUGUCAUUAUAUAAUUAGUUUUUGUGGACACUAAAUAAGAACCCAAUAAUUUUUUGUUUAAAUCCUAUUGAACUGUACAUUAGUUUGGAGCCAUUAAUUAAAAAAUUUAUUGUCCCAUGGAUUGUCAGGAAUCUGUAGUAAUUGAAAUACAGGCCAAUAAAAUACUUUGAAAACUGAAGAUUUCAUCAUUUAACAUUAUCUGGUAUUUAAUCAUGGCAUUUAUUUUUUGCAGAAAUGUCUUUACAUACUUUUUCUUUCGAUGUAAAGUAUUUUUGAUAAACAUAUAAACUUGAUAUAACAGUAAGGCAAGAUAAGUUUUAUUUUCUAUAUUCCGAUUUCUUUCCAUAAAACAUUUCUAAAACCAUGUAACUUUUAAUAAAGAAUGUACAUCAAGACAAUUAAAAACCAAAAAAGAUUCAUUUGAUUAAAUUAUUUAAUCUAAUGAAACUAUUUUCUUUUUUUUUUUAAUUGUCUUGAUGUAAAUUUUGAAUAACAGUUGGAUGAAAGUUAAAGUAAGUCGAUUGGUUUUUGUUUUAAUGAAAUAAAUAAACAUUUAAGAUUUGAAUGAUUCUUUUUAUAAUUUUAUUGCUGUGUAAAAGCAUUGACCGAUGCACAUUUUGUUUGAAGCGGAAACACUUCAUAUUAAAAAUGGAUGCACAAUCAAUGCUUUUACAACCCUAUAAAACUACAAAAAGAAGCAUUCAAUUCUUAUAAUUACAUUUUUUGCUAUAACCAUGCAAUUUAGAGUUAUAACAAGCUUUUCAUUUGUUUUUCAAUGCAUUAUAUUAACAUUGUCACAGAUAACAAGUGAAGUCAUAGUUUUGUAUUUUUAUACGGAAGUAAAAUGUGAUAUUGGAGUGCCUAGCAAUUAUUGUCAGCCAAUCAAAAUUAAUGAUUCUAAUGAAGUAAUUACAAGAAAAUAAUAUGCAGUAUACAUUUUGUCAGAUUUCCUUCCAAAAGCAUCCAAUUUAUUUGAACUUUGGUGUAUAGUUGUCUCUUGGCAAUCAUACCACAUCUCCUUAUUUUUAUAAAGACAAGUAUGGAAUUAACAGUAACAGUUAAAUUGAUAUCUAUUUCCAAAGUCCAACUGCAAAUUCAUGGUAUGCCUGAAAAUUCUCGGUGGAAAGACUGUUAAAAGUCAUAGUAAGUUCUUAAACUCUCUAAGGAAAGACCAUCUUUAUUAAGAGUAAACCUUUUAUAGUCUAUGGCAGUGUUCUCCUCCUAAAGUUGUAGCACCACAGUAGGUAUACAUAUUCUAUUGUUAAAUGAUUUCAGAAAGUGCCAUGGUAAAAAAACAAUAUAGCACCAAGGUGGAUGUAAGGCCCUGGGGAGAAAGCAUGGUAAUGGAAUUUGAAUUUAAAUAAUUGUUUUGAAAAAAGAGGAGAUAAAUUAAUUCCACUUUGAUAUGGAUAAUUCUGAUAUUCACUCAGGGAAAGACAGUAUGAAAUCACGGUUGAUUAAAGGUAUGAAUCCAUUGUAAACAAUUAAAUAAUAAGUGGAAAGGCUAUUUAUAAUUUUUUUAAACAAGAUUUUUUGAACCAUUCAAAACAAAAAUUGUUAUAUAAACCAUUGUAGGGACACUAUGAAACAUAAUUAUAUAUAUUGUUUUUCUUUUAAGAAAUUUUUAGUUUUUACCAAAAACAUUAAGAACAUUUUUAAUGUAACAGGGAAUAAAAGUACUGUAAUUAUAUAUUAUCUAUGGUUUUGAAAAUGAGGGAGUUUCUUGUCUACAAUCUCAUUGAAGGGAGAUAGCCCUUUAGUUAAAUCUAGCCUUGAAACUUCCUAUAGAGUAUCGAUAAUCUGUUUGUUUCCUUGGCUUAUGAUGUCAUCAUAUUCUCACUCUACUAGAUUGAGAAGAACCAUUCUCUUUUGAUUAGCUUGAAAUGGAAAAUGAUCACAAAAAAAAUAUCAAUGCAAAAUUUAAGAAAAUAGUAAUAACACUCUUUAUAGUUACAAAUUGUAUGGUAUAGGAUCAAUAAAAACCAAACGUUUGUCUCUGUAGUCCACUAUCUGACAUUGGUACAUGUACUAUAUAUAUUUUAGUUUUUAGUUACAUACCAUUAUAUAACAGUUCUAUAUAUAUGUUUUAGGAUAUAAACUAUUUUGUUCUGUUUUGAUUUAUUUAUUUUAUUUAUCAUGACAUUUUAUAUUUGUUUUAUCAUUCUUACCUCAUGUUUUAUCUAAUAAUGACUUUACAAUGCAGAUAUUUCUUCCAUAGAAUUGAUAAAAAGUUGUGUCAUAAAAUGCUUGUGAUCUUGCUAGAUAUUGUCGAUACUUUGAAUUGGUGCUUGUUAUUUCGAUGCAGUUAUUAUAAAAGUGAAAAAAGCUUUUAUUUCAAGUUAUUUUGUAUCAGUCAUAAAGUGUAUUAAAGUCAUAAAGGUUAGAAUAUGUACUACUUAGAAUUCACUUUUGUCAGUCGGUUCUAACUUGUCUUGCAUAUUGUUUAGAGACAUUCUUUGAAAUUAUAUAAUAUGACCAUUCUGUCUGUCCAGUUUUAUUUAAAAGACCUUGUUGUCUGACCACUCUAAUUGAAUAAAAGAUUUUACAAUAAAUAGGAAAUUGUCUUAAAAUAAAAAGUCUUUUAUAUUGUGAAUACCUGCUUUUGAACAUUAGGAAGAUACCAGGUAUUUUUAAUUGUUAUCUGUUGUUUCUUUGUAUAUAUGAUGUAAUAUUUAUUUUGUUGUGAGUUGUUAACAUAUACUAUUUUAUUGAUAAUCAACCAGAUUUCUCAUCUUUUGUAAAAUAGCCUUUUCUUAUAAAUAUAUAAUUUAUGAGGAUAA
Molecule: messenger RNA, 5475 nt
Organism: Mytilus californianus (California mussel)
Lineage: Eukaryota; Metazoa; Mollusca; Bivalvia; Mytilida; Mytilidae
Product: patatin-like phospholipase domain-containing protein 2
Exons: 8
Coding region: 133-2052 (639 amino acids)
Biological process (GO): lipid homeostasis; triglyceride catabolic process
Cellular component (GO): membrane; lipid droplet; cytoplasm
Molecular function (GO): triacylglycerol lipase activity
Source: RefSeq, a predicted model, not a curated record